GCCCGACGGUGCUAAUUCUUGUUACUAUCUUUUGGCAGGCUGCAUCUCUGUUCCCUCCAUAUGGCACUUCAUGAAGUGGAUCAUGGCCUUAUCAGCCAGUUACUGAUGGACUCUGAAGAAAAUCUCACUGUAUGCACACAAAAAAUACCACCCCCCUCUCCAUAUAACUGGACCACAGAUUGGAGCUUUUGGAUCUCGAGCUCUACUUACAAAUACAGGAACGAAGAAUUUAAAAGACUGUUUCCACACCUUCCAGAUUUGGAAAGGCUUGUUGUAGAUUAUGUCUGUGCCCUCCAGAAGGAUAUCCUCCUUCAAGGACGCCUGUAUCUCUCUGAAAACUGGCUGUGUUUCUACAGCAAUAUAUUCCGAUGGGAGACUGCGAUUUCUAUUGCCUUGAAGGAUAUAACCUUCAUGACAAAGGAGAAGACAGCGCGGCUCAUUCCAAAUGCCAUUCAGAUUGCUACUGAAGGAGAGAAGUUUUUCUUCACUUCAUUCAACUCCAGAGACAGAAGCUACCUCAAUAUCUUUCGAUUAUGGCAGAAUGCAUUGUUGGAGAAGAGACUGACAAAGCAGGAAUUCUGGCAGCUUGUGCAGCAAAAUUAUGGCUCUGAGCUGGGUUUGAACACUGAAGAAAUGGAAAAUUUUUAUUCAUCAUCUGAGGAGAAUGGACAGUCUAGAUCCAGUCUUUGUGAUGAAUCUGGAGAGAAGGAUGAAAAGUUAUCUAAAGCUGUUGGUGCAAUUCAAGAGCCCAUCAUUCAGAUACUUGAAACUGAGUCUCUUAAUGGAAACGUGCUAAUGGAAGAUACUGAGCCAGAGGAAACUCACUGUGAUAAACCAGAGAGAAGGAGUUCGCUUCAGUCUUCAGAAAGGAAGCCAACUGAUUUAGCACAAUGCAAACGUUCAGGGCAACUACCAGACCUAAAUGAGAAUUUCUCUCCUGAGAAGAGCAGUGCCUCAGAAGGUGAUGGUGAAGCUGAGGAGACUAUCCUAGAGAAUGACCUCAAUGGAAAAAUCUUUGUUAAUCGGGUUUUCCAUAUUGGUGCAGACAGAAUGUUUGAGAUGCUUUUCACCAAUUCCCAUUUCAUGCAGAGAUAUCUCAGUGCUAGAAGUAUGACAGAUACAGUACAGACUCCUUGGAGCAGAGAUGCUGGAGGGAAUCAGCUGAGGACUGUGACAUACACUCUUGGGCUAAAAAAUCCACUCAUUGGGAAAUUCACAACUGUAACUGAAAAGCAGGUCCUACAUAAACAAAGCCACAAAGGUCAGAUGUAUCGAGUAGAUGCAGAUGUGUUCACACAUGAUGUGCCCUACCAUGAUUACUUCUAUACUGUGUAUACUUAUUGCAUCACCCGUAUGUCCAGUCAGACGUGCAGACUCCGGGUUUCUUCAGAUGUGAAAUAUAAAAAGCAACCAUGGGGGCUUGUCAAGAGCAUAAUAGAGAAGAAUACAUGGGGUGGGUUGCAAGAAAGUUUUAAGCAUCUUGAAUCAGAACUGUUAAUGGAAGAAUAUGCAAUGAACAAACCAAUAGAGGAUCCAGCAAAACUUGGUGUGCUGAGAAGGAGGAGAUGGACUUUGCAGCGAAACAUGGCAGAGAUCCUCCCUAAACGCUCCUCCCAGUAUUCUGCUGGGGAUGCAGGUUUGCCUUCCCGUGCUGAUAAAGGACCCCAAAAGGAUGCUAAAAAUAAGACCAUCACCAUCAUAGUGAUCAUGAGCAUCUUCUUGCUCUUACUGGUUUUGCUGAAUGUGACAUUAUUCCUCAAACUAUCAAAGAUUGAAAAUGCAGCUCAGUCAUUUUAUCGUGUUCACCUUCAGGAAGAAGGAUCUGUAAAUUUAGCCCUUAAUAUGGCAUCAAGAGAGAAAAUCCCUCAGCAUGAUACAGACAAAGUCCGGCAUGUGAAAUGGGUGCUGAGAGACUCUAUAGCAUUACUUGAACAGCUGAAGAAUUCCCUUUCUAAACUCCAAAGCAGCUUUGAUCAUCUGAACAAGACCAAAAGUGGGAAGCCUGAAAGUUGAUGUCACCAAAAUGGAUGGUUAAGGAGAUUGAAGAUAUUGUUUUGGUGAUGAAACUGCUAAACUUUUUUUUUCUUUCAAUUUUUGCACAGGACUCAACUUGCACAUAUAAGAAAGAACUAUCUAUACAACUUUGUUAAAAAAAUUACUGUUACUCUGUGAAUCCUCCUGAUCCACUUGAUGUCUUUUUGGGAAUGGUUUCCUGAACUGUGAAUAACUGGUGUAAAUGAGUAAUAAACUGGUCUAGUAAUUAUGUGAUUGGAAAAUUGCAGAGAAAAUCCUUGGCAAAAGCAGUGUGACAUGCAAAGAGAAAGAGGUUUUGAAGUAUCAUUAAGAUUAUGAAAGAUGCAACAAAGAUUAUUUUGCAAACGUCACACCUGAAGAUUUUCUAUAGAUUCAACAACUCUCAAAACCGGGCUGUUUUAAAUGGCUGUGUAUGUUCUACACGCACACAUACACACACUCUUAUGUAUCCCAGUUUCCUUUGAAGUUUUUAUCCCCUAUCCCUUAAGGGUCACUGCAAUUCUACCUCUUCUUAUCCACUAUCAUUUCAGCUCUCAGGAUUUCUCAGGGAGUGUCCAUAUGUAUAAGAAUGCUAAGUCAAAAGUCCUGAGCCCUGAAUUGUUUUAAUUGUAUUCAUCUGAAUUUUGUAUAUCAAUUGCACCAAGCCCUUUGUAAAACAAAAAAUCCAGGUUUAAUGUUCGCAGCGUGGCAGGCCAGUUCUCUGAUCAGGUUUGAUUUACUUUGUAGGACAAAUUGAGACCCUAGCUGUGCUUUGUUAAGUAGCAUGAAAUGGAACUGUUCUUGUGCUACAACUGAAUUAUGUUACAACCAGCUACUGGAGAAACACAACAGCCUUUCUAAAGAAAGUUUCCAGAACAGCAGAACUGUACAGUCCAGAGGAGAGUUACAGCCUUCCAAGCAUACUGACUUAGGGUAUACUGUUGCUUAAGGAUUGUACUGCAUACUGAAUAGAAAAUGUGGGUGCUGUAAAAUCAUGGACACUCUAACCUGUAAACUAGAACUGUGACUUCUGUUUUAGGGUUUUAAUUCCCACUAGCCUUUCUUCAAAAAGUGCCUUUCUCAUUGUUUGUAUAGGAAAAUAGCUUUAACAGCUGGACCAAAACUAUCCAGGCUCUAUUUUUCAGAAAACCAAAAAUGUACUUGUUGCUGUACAAUGCAGAGAGAAAUGUACAGGAGUAAUUAGUGUCAAGCCAGGCAUUUCACAAAAUAUAAAGCAUAGGAGCAGAAAUCCUAACUAGAAAAUCAGGUGAGAUAAAUGCUGUUAUAUGUUAGGAUUCUGUUGUCCUUUGUGAUUUUUUUUUAUUUCAAAUGAACACCAUGUUGGUCAUUUUAUAUAAAAAUAUGGAAAUAAAUGUAUGUUAUGUAUGGAAAACUUUGUAACAAGUCAGAAAUGUUUCUGUAUUCCAGUAUCAGAAAAGAAUCAAAUAAAGCUGACAAAUGCCACUA
This is a messenger RNA of Heteronotia binoei (common prickly gecko), 3480 nucleotides long. RefSeq names its product GRAM domain containing 1C (gene GRAMD1C). Bases 61 to 2013 code for a protein of 650 amino acids. Gene Ontology annotation, biological process: intracellular sterol transport. Gene Ontology annotation, cellular component: endoplasmic reticulum membrane; plasma membrane; endoplasmic reticulum-plasma membrane contact site. The transcript has 18 exons. NCBI's taxonomy places the organism in Eukaryota, Metazoa, Chordata, Lepidosauria, Squamata, Gekkonidae. Gene Ontology annotation, molecular function: sterol binding; sterol transfer activity. The record is from RefSeq and is a predicted model, not a curated record.